Messenger RNA from Caenorhabditis auriculariae, 3757 nucleotides. NCBI's taxonomy places the organism in Eukaryota, Metazoa, Nematoda, Chromadorea, Rhabditida, Rhabditidae. The record is from the annotation of a GenBank genome assembly.
AUGAAUGCGGGGCUUUUGUGGCAAUCUUUCAUUCAGCAGCUGGAGAAAAUCGACUUUGAAGGAAAAAUACGUCUUUUACGGCGUUAUCCUCGACGGAGAUUAGCGCUUAUCGCAGCUUUAGUUAUAUUUUUAUUUUACGUCCUCUCAAGAUCUUCGAGCUCAACGACCCCAUCGCAGAAUCAUCAAUGCGUUUUAGACCAAAUUAAGUAUUGGGAUGCCGAGAUUGAGGUAGCUUGCUUAUUAUUACUUUUGGAAAUGGUUCAAUUUGAGGAUUACAAUGCUGGAGUUGACAGUUAUUCUGUGAAUUUUGUUGGAAAUGGUCAUUUCGGCGUGGAUUCAAAUGGAUAUUUGAGGUUUUCAUGUUUCAUGAUUUAAAAAAAAAUUGAUUUUAGGUUUGCCUCGAAUAACUCUCGAGUGUUAGAUGUGGAGACGGACUUCGUUCCUGGGGUUUCUUCUGUAAUUGAAAAUCAAGAAGAAAUCGGUACCGCUCAUUUAACCGAUUUUUUCAAUGGUAUCUCCAGGAAAAUCCAAUGCACGGUCGUUGUGAGUUUACUCUAAAAUUAACUUUCUUUUCAAAGAUUAAUUGAGAUUUCGUAAUCGAUAGUUAUCGUUGGUGAAUGGAAAGGGAUUUCGGUUUUUUCAGGACGGGGAAUGCGCUUGCGUUAUCGUGUCAUUCUAUGCCCAUAGAACGAGGCCAAAUGUGCUUGUGCAAGACAUCAAAGUCGUCAAUCCAACGGUAAAUUUUCUCAUUUCACUCGAAAUCUUAAUCUCGUUUCUUUAACUGCUAUCCUAGAAAAUAUUUUCCAGAAGUAGCAGUUUUUUUUAACAACCUUCCAAACUCUACAAAAAAACUGAUUUCACCGAUUUGGCCCUCAGAAGUUUUUUUCGGAAAUUAAUAGAAAAUUUUUCUGAAGAUUUGCACUUGAGAUAUUGGAAUUUUUUUGAUCUGCAAAUCUUCAUUUUUUUGAGGAGUAGAAAAUUAAAAAUCAUGAAAAGCCGUUUGAGAGAUUUUUUUCCGAAAAAGUUUGAGUCUCUUUUUUUCAAAUACUAGGAAGUUGUGCGAAUUGAGACUUUUUGAGGUUUGGUUGUUAAAAAAAGCGAUACCUUUUCCAAAGGAUAAAAAAAUCUUCGAUUUUAUAGUUAUAUAUAGAAGUACGUGUUUUCAGGAGUUUCAAGCAGAAAACUAUUCUGAUUUUUCAUAUUAAUUGUGAGAUUUUUUCAGAAGUCAACGAUUCGACUGCGUGCAGAACGACCCGCUGUUUCUUCUCAAUGGAAACAAUCCAAAUCGUUAGUUUAUUUGAAGUUUCAUUAUUUUAAGAAAACUUUCCAAUGUUCAUACCAGUGUAUCAAACAACGUUUAGUUGAGAUUAAAAUGAUUAAAGGUUUUUCCAAGUUUCAUGUAAUUUAGGGGCGACGCUGUGGUUUCUAUGCGAACCUUCAAUACUCCAAGUUUCAACGUUUCUGUGGCUGUUGUUUGUACAAACGCUCCAGAAAAAAACUCGUAGUUUCUCAGAAAAGGUUUAAAAAUUCUCCAUGAGUCCCAGAUUUUAUUUUUUCUUUUACAGAGAAGAAACCCUUCGUUUCAUUUGUGUUGUCGCUCAGAAAGAAUCAAAACUAGAACAAACCGAUCUUUCUUCUGAGGUUUAAGUUAUCUGAAGUUUUCAAACCGACAGAUUUUUUUUAGGUUAUCGAAAAGUUUUCUACUGUUCGUUCUCUAACAACACUCGAUUCGGAGCACAAAGACGGCUGGAAAAAAGUUUGCAAUUUGUUUCGAAAUGGCCAAAAACAUGAUUUUCUCAGCUUCACUCAACAUUUUUUUCAUUGGUUCCCUCGAAGGCUCCAGACGCCAUAAAUGGAGAUCGGGUCAAUGCAACCAAAUAUAUCAUAUUGAGUCACACGAAAGCUCUCACUCUGGAAGUCGGAGUUCCGCAGGAAACUGUAAAGGUUCAGAUUUCGCCUUCUUUUUUUUAUAAUACAUAUUUUCCAGAUCCUUGAACUGUCUGCUCGUCGCAAUGAACUUUGCUACAGUGGUCACUCUACUCUUCUCUAUCCAUCGAGGUAGUUUUUUUUUGCUAGUAUUGAAGCCUGGAAACAUUAAUAAAAGUGGUGAGCAGGUCAUUAGGGAAAACGAGUAAUCAAAAAAGGGCCCGUAAAAAUAUAUUUCAUAUUUUCUGUUUCGGAGUUCUAUUUUUUGUAUAUUUGCAAUAAUAAACUCCAAACUAGCAGGUCAAGUUCAUGGAAGAUUUCAAUCUCCAAAAUUUCGCUCUUCCAGGAACAAAAGAUCAAAACCUCUCUAUUUCUCUCAUUCUUUCUUUCUCUUUCUCUCUUGGUUUAACCGACUUCUGGCUGUUUUAUUGACUUUAAGGCUGCCGUUCUUAAAAAAAUGAGAAAAAAAACUCAGUUUUAAGCCAAUAAAUUCACAUUUUCAUUUUCUCAUUCAAAGGCUUUGGCAAGACUGGUCAACGCCUGAUGAUCUGAACACCAUUGCUGGACUUUGGCUGCUUACUUUGGAGAAACGUGGAUGUUCGAAUGUCCUCAAAACCGGGGCUGUGGGAGUGGCUCAGGUCUUUUCCCACAAAGAUCUUUAAUAAUUUCGAAAACUUCAGGCCUUUGUUCAGUCCCUGGCCGCCGCCUCUUUCCACGACUCCCACUUGGAAAUUGGCCUGGACGCUGGAGAUCUCCACAGAGAAAUGUCUUUUGGCGGAAUUCCCAUUGGAAGCGCUACUGGAACUGUUGGCAAUGUGGCGGUUUACAUAAAAAUCAACGAGGAGAAUAGGCCCUACUUUUUGGUAUUUUUUGUUACUAGAACAAUAAAGAAAAGGAAUAAUUUCAGGUUUCGUCUACAGCGCAAUUGUACGCUUGCGAUGCUGGCUGCUUGGAUGUUCCAUUCACUCUGGGGACUACGGCUAUCAAAAUACCUGUCAAGGUGUUUUAUCUCGAAAUAACGAUAUUUUAUCCUCGAUUUUCAGGUGACCAAGCCGAUCACUAGUCUUUUGUAUAUUGCUACCAACCGGAAACAUCUGGAGCAAUUGAAGUUGGUUUCCUUUUCUGUUUUUAGGAAUUAAUUUUUGGCUUCCGCUUAGCUUUACUUCUUCUUUUUCCCAAAAAUAUCAUUAAAUCCAUCAACAGUAUUUCAAAAAAACUUAGAAAGAUUCAACCCAUAUCGCUCAAUUUUUCGCGUUAUAUUUUUCCUCAUAAAUUUCAUUUUUUUCUUUUUUUAAUGCUAAAAAGUUUGAUUAGGUACUGUUUCCAUUCUAAAUCCAACGAUGGCUAGGGGUUUUUUUCAACGUUCAAAAUUGAUUUUUCUGUCACUUUUUCUAGUUUGAGAGAAUCAUAAGUAACCAUUAAAUCUACAAUCAUUGAUUGGAUCAAAGUUUAGGCAGAGAAUACAAAAUCUCAAGUUUAAUUUUGUGCAAAUUCUCUCAAAUCUCAAAGCAACCGCUAGUGUUGGGUGUCAACCAUUUCACGAGAAUAUUGCUCGUAAAAAUUGUGAUUUUUCAUUCGUAUAUCAUUCAGGUCGGCGAUCCACGUGUCGGAAGUUGGAGCGGCGCCAGCACACGAAGAAGACUUGCUGGAGCUGCACCGUUCUGGCACAGGCGGCGGUCUUCCGACCUCCUUCUGGGUGAUGCUCGUCCUCGUCCUCAUCGUCUUCCAUCUUUUCCUCGCCAAACUUCUCUGGAGCGAAUGGCGCAAAGGCGACAUGACUCCCUACAAUCCUUAUCUCAGAAGCCGCUACAGUUACGUCAGACCCCACUGA